This is a messenger RNA of Myodes glareolus (Bank vole), 587 nucleotides long. NCBI's taxonomy places the organism in Eukaryota, Metazoa, Chordata, Mammalia, Rodentia, Cricetidae. The record is from RefSeq and is a predicted model, not a curated record.
CCGCCGCCCCCUUCCCGGCGGCCCCUCCCCGCGCAGGUCCUGACUCCAGCCGCACCUCCUCCGGCUCUGCAGUGGCGGCAAGAAGGGGAGCCGGAGCGCCUGCGGGGUCGGGCCUGAGCGGAGCCGGGGUCGGGGCAGCCGCGAAGACCCCUUGGAGGCGGGGCCUGUGGGACCGUGAUGGGCGUGGAGAUCGAGACCAUCUCCCCGGGAGACGGAAGGACAUUCCCCAAGAAGGGUCAGAUAUGCGUGGUGCACUACACAGGGAUGCUCCAAAAUGGCAAGAAAUUUGAUUCAUCCAGGGAUAGAAACAAACCUUUCAAGUUCAGAAUUGGCAAACAGGAAGUCAUCAAAGGUUUUGAAGAAGGUGCUGCCCAGAUGAGCUUGGGGCAGAGGGCGAAGCUGACCUGCACCCCCGAUGUGGCCUAUGGAGCUACUGGCCACCCUGGUGUCAUCCCUCCUAAUGCCACCCUCAUCUUUGACGUGGAGCUGCUCAACUUAGAAUGAAGGCAGGAAGGAGCUCGAGGUGGCUGGAGAUGUUUCCUGCUCUCUGUCCUAGCCUGCUCUGCCACUGGGACGGCUUCUCCUAU